Marchantia polymorpha subsp. ruderalis is the source of this 4378-nucleotide messenger RNA. Lineage: Eukaryota; Viridiplantae; Streptophyta; Marchantiopsida; Marchantiales; Marchantiaceae. The record is from the annotation of a GenBank genome assembly.
GAUCAUUCCGAUGUUCUCGAGCCAUGCUUGUGGAUGGGUUUUGCCUGCAUAAAAAAUGGCCGCUGUCCACUUUGACAACACGAGCUGCGGCAGCAGCGGCACUGGCAGCAGCAGCAGCCGCUCAGCCUGCGAGCUCUGACAGGACGACGAGGAGGCCGUCGAGCAAUUUCCUGCUUCGCUGGUGGUGCUCUCGCAGCAGCGGGCGUGGCUUUUUGAGUCAAGGAAUGUCCCCGUCCCCUCGCCCCCGCCCUCUCGCCCUCUCGCCCUUCGCCUCAUCUCUCCUCUCUCUAUGUCGCCCCCCCUCGCCCUCCUCCUCCCCCACCACCCCCACCUCCACCUCCCGUCGGCGUCACCUGCAGCAGCAGCAGCAGCAGCGGGAGCUCGCCUCGCUCUCCUGCGCAGCAGCGCCGGGCUUCGGGUGUGGAACUGUUGUGAUUUCCACGGGACGUGAUUGGGCCUCCCGCGGCGGAAUGAUCGCUCUCGUGUAGCGCUGAGAAUCGGUGGACGACCACGAAUGCGCAUCGACAUGGAGAUCUGCCGAGCGGUUCCACCCGCGGGGGGCUCCUCCUCCUCCUCCUCCUGCUGCUGCCGCUGUGGGUGCUUGCGCUGGAGCGCAGCCGAGAGGCGAGCUCGGGGCAGGCCUCAGCCCUCGGCCUAGCCAGACGCGAAUCGAGCAGCGAAUCGGAACCGGUGGUGGUGGUGGUGGUGGUGCGAGCCCGACCGAGCACGAGCACGAGCACCGCUGCAGUGGACGUCUGUCGUCCUAGUGUAGGCCUGCCUCGAGAGAUUUCGAACCGGGGGGUCCAGAAGCAAUCGCCUGCGCGUGGGAUGGUGUCGUCGAUCGAGGCAAAAGAGAGGAGAGGGCAGACGAGAGGUUCAUGGAGGGUUUUGGAAAGCUUCCGCGACGUGAAGAGGAAGAGGUGACUAUGAGCGCCUGCGCCUCGACGAUUGGCGACUACUCAUCGAACUGACGCAGUCUUGGGCGCUGGCUCGUACCUUCGAUGAUGCGGUCGUGGCGAGCGCAUCAGCAUCGGCUCGGGACGGGCGCCUGUAGAAUGCGGUAGCGGCGGUCGUCGAUUUCUCGGGCGCUUGAUGAUUGAGGAGCAAUGUAGUCCUGCCGGAGGCCGUGGCGGCAAUUUGCUUGAGCCCGGGCUGCUCUGCUCGGCUGCACUAGGCGGCCUGCGAGCUGAUCGAUGCGGUCGCGUCUGAGCUAGCUAGGUAGGACUCGAGGCUUAUGGAUGGGCGAGGAGAUGAUUUCGGCUUCUGAGAUCGACCGCGGUUGGAUUCUCACGAGGCCCGCCUCCGCGCAGGAUUGGUGCUCCUCUCUGCACCACAUUUUCCGCGCCGAGUGGCCCUCCGGCACCAAAUUCUUCCCCAGCGUCUAUGCUCUCGCGAGGCGCAUGCCGUAGGCCGAGCCCCCGCUGCCACUUCUGCUGCGGCGCCUGAGCCCGACAUGUGCGCUUUUGUUUCGUUUGUUCUGCUGGUGGAUGAUGCUGGUGCCUGCUCGUCCAGCAAUGUGGCUCUGGCAGAUCGCCUCGAGGAGCGCCCCGAGGUUUCAUGCCCGUCGGGGCAUGCCGCCCCGACUCUGGCCGUCUCCUCCACACUUCCGCCAUCCUCGACGCCAUCCCGCACCCGCAGCACCGACCAAGAACGGACCGGGAUUCCCUCGCAGAAUUUCGGUGCGCAUUUUGAAUCGCCGGGUGCUGCCAGUCCCGUCGAGAGAUGGAAAUUUGCCGCAGAUGUGAGGUCGACUGACAUUAGUCUUGCGCAAGAUUCGUCUCCAGAGUCUUCGGGUUCUCCUCCAGAGUCUCAGGCAUCGAACCGAGAUCUUCUUGCAGCUGCAUCCGGAGACUGUCACGGCUCGAACGCAAGGUGUACCAUCUCGCAGAUUCACGAGGUUCCGACCGCACUCGACGACGAGGUCACAUCGGCCGCCCGACGAAGCUGCGCUCUCACGAGCACUCCGCCGAGAGUCGUCGUCGUCGUCGGCCGACCUCCGUCGUGGCCCGUGGUUCCGAAUGGGUCAGGGUCUUCCGCCAUCUCCUCCCGAGCUGGAGUCGUUGCCAGGCCCUCGCCUCGGAGAAAUGUAAAGUGUGGGGUUCGAGCUGAAGGGACCGAUGCCCUACAUUGGAGUUCCUUCCAUGAGCCUCUCGAUGCCACCCGCCAGAUCGAACACAGGCUUGCGACUGCUCAUUCCGCAGACGGGACUUCUGGAGGUACCUUUCUCGGAGCAAUGAGUCUAAACCAAACCUGCUACAGCUCGACCGCCGACAUUUUACCAUCUCAAAUUUCACUUGGAGCUUUCCCCCUUACCAAUAGUCCAAAUUGCACUGUAGAUCGAGAUUCCAGGCAACUUUCACAGCUACGAUAUCCUCAGCAACAACAGGGGGUGAACGAAAGCUCUGAAAAAACUGCUUUUGAACCAGUUUCUUCCUUUGGCAAUAUUUCUUUGGAUCCACAAUCGGAAGAGAGAAGACAAAGGCAGAGUCAUGGAGGAAGAUCUGUCCAGUGGCCCCAGUUGACAGAGCACUUUAGUGUGCUUGGAAAAUUCUACUUUUCUACCAAAGUGUUUCCAGUCUUCACUACUCUGAGAGGGAAUAUUGUGGAAGUCCCCUUCACUGCGGAAGAAUUGAAUGAGCGUGGCAGUCUACCCAUAGAAGUCAACCAUUACCUUUGGUGGUAUCUAGAUGGACUUCACUGUCGACCUUCUUCUAGGCGACCACUCAAGAGAAAUGCUGGCACCGCAAGAUCGUUUAAGUGCUUCGCACACCAAUCCGGGAAGGUCAGUUUUCAGAUCAUGGAAGAGAAGAAUCAGGCAAGCACCUUACUGCCGCGCGUGCUUGCAUUUGAUAGUGUCCUCAAAGUUUAUGAUGAAGAUGGACAUCAAGAACAUGGACGCAGCCGUCAAGUGACCCGAGCUCAGAGUGAAACUUAUCAUAGGCUCGCCGACAGAGGAAUCUUUGCCGGCCUGCAGCACUACAUGCAUUGCGGGGAUGGUAAGUGCUACUUUGACCGUACGGAGUCGAGAGCAGAUGCGGAUGUGCAGGAUCCCGAAUUCAGGCAGUUUACCACCAUUGCAAAAGCUCGCUGCCUCUGUAUACACAUUUGUAGAAUCAACACAGUUUUCAACUACAUCUCCAGAUUGCAACUGUUGUUUUCUACGACCAUCACCAUGAAUAUGGAUCGGUUUGUUGUCAAAUUCGGACAUCUCUACGAUGUGCGCUGCAAGCUUGUCUCUUACAUCCAAGACUGGCGUUUUCCAUGGGAGAGAAUCGCCAUUAAGUCUGUGUGCUGCACGUCAAAGCCAACCGACUUCUCAAGCAUUGAACUGGAGAGAGCGUUGUCCGACCACUUUGUACAAGCUGACUCACACCUUGUCUAUCCCAGAUCCUUGGUGGCGACAAUCGCCAACCGCUGGUUGAAGCACAUGGAUCCAUAUGUACAUACAAGAGAUCAGCAUUGGGGAAAAAAGAGAGGUCAUUUAGAGUCGGCCUUAGAAGUUAUCUCUCCUUAUAAAGAUUCCCUUAAGCACGCAAAGACGGGAAAAAAGCUGCGCGUGCCAGACGAAGGAUGGCCUGCUAGUAGACUCCACUACUUGGAGACGAACGAUAGACAACCGGAAGGGUAUGGCGUAAAUUUUGAGUCAUACCAUUCGGAACCCAUCCUUGGCAAAACAUGUGAUCAGGCAAUAUCUACGGAGCAAAAGUGGAGUAUUUCAACUUUUGGUUACCGAAAGAUUCCGAUGUAGUUGGAAUAAAAGGACGACAAUUAUAUUUGAAGGACUCCAGCGAUUUGAACUGUUGUCUAUGAGACCGGCAAGUAUUAUGUCUGGAGAAGAAAGGAGCCAAAGCUUUCUUUUGCAUGGAAUGUUGCAGGAGAAGCUUUGUGCGAGAUAAAUAAAAAAAAAGCAACCAGACCAAAACCCUUCACAUGUCUUUCGGCUAUUUCAGUUAGAUUCUCGAGCACGAGAGAGCGAAUCACCAACCCCAGCCCCCUCCUUUAUCUGAUAAUUCUAAUUAGGACUUCCGAUGAAGAAAGGAGUAGUGAGAAUCGUUGAUUUCUCUCCCCAACGGUAGAAUGAAAUUUCGGACCUUCCCAGGAGCAGUAACUUGUACAGGUCAGACAGUGCCUUGCCCUACCCUGACGGAAGCUCGCCGAUCAGGACAUUUUUGAAAGAGCUCAUUUGAUUUUAAUUUAGAGAUUCUGUAAAGAUGCGGUUUUACUGCAGUGCCCCGUCUUCUCUAAACUCCUGACAUGUUCUGGGCAGUGCUAUUCUUCUGAAGAGCUCCCUACUGUACAAAUAGGAAUCUAUUCUAUUUUUGUAGAAAUGAAGCCCUUAAUUAUAUAAAUGAAUUUGAAAUUCGCAAUUGUGAAAUCU